Molecule: messenger RNA, 1702 nt
Organism: Annulohypoxylon maeteangense
Lineage: Eukaryota; Fungi; Ascomycota; Sordariomycetes; Xylariales; Hypoxylaceae
Exons: 1
Coding region: 147-1508 (453 amino acids)
Source: RefSeq, a predicted model, not a curated record
AUCGCUCCAACCAAAUUACAGCCCCGACCCGGGGGGCUACCCGCCAUUUACAACAUUCACUAUUCAAAUACUGCCAUCCUUUAAAGUUCGAAGCAAUCCAGGACAAAUCCUCAUGGACUACAAGCAACCAAUUCGACAAAGACUUGAUGGCGGAUGAGGACCUACUGCGUCGGAUCCACGAGUUGGAAGACCUAGACCUCGCAGCGCUCCUUUGCCUCAUCAGUCGCGAGCACUGCAUCGUCAGCACCGAACCCACCGAGCUCGACGACCUAAUCGAGGAGCUACGUCUCGUCGCCUCUCAGACCUUCCACCUACCUUCCGCCGUGGUAAACUGCACUCAAUACACAACCCUCGACGACCUCGCCGCCUCUAUCCAGUUACACCCACCCGCGCCUCCCCCUCCACCUACACCCAAACCGCAACAGCAGCACCAGCUCCGCACCCCGACUCCCCGAACACCCUCGGCAUCGCCCCUCCGGCGCCGCGGCAGUUCCGCAGUCGGGCACACCACAACCAACACCAGCACCGGCGUCCCCAGCACCCCCAGCCGCAGCCAUAGCCGACAAUACCCAACAACACCGCACCACCCCCCACCCCAACUCGCCAACGUAAUCCUAGCGAAAAACCUCGACCGCGCACCUAAAGACGUACAAAUCCAAUGUCUGGAACUCAUCCGCACGCGACGGAUCCUCACACGCACAAGCGUGCAGACGGCGCCUAAACAGUUCCUCUUCAUCGCGGUGUUGGAGUCGGGCGGUGCGGCGAGAUUGGUCUCGCAUCUAAACGACCUGUUCUACGUAUCGCACUGGCAUGACCCGGAGGACGGGUUCGCGCAUUUGGACGAGGAGGAGGAGGCGGGACGGUACCGAGCUGGAAAUGCCAGCGGAGAGAAAGAAAGAUAUGCCGGUGACGACGACGAUGGGGGCAGGACAACCGACAGUGCGUCCGCGUCUAGCGUCGUCGUGAGACGGGAUCCGCAGACGCCUAGUACACCGCGCGUGAGCCGAACACGGAGCACGCAUAGCACCCGGAUAAACACGGCUCUGAAAAAAGGGGACCAAGGAUCCACCUACAGCGCCUCGAUCGCGAGCUCGCGGCUCCCGUUCCCAGUCCUCGUCGACGCGGACAUCACCUCCCUAGCACUGCACGCGCGGAACGUGAACAUAUCCAUCGAAGUGCUACGGUACCUCAUGAACAUCGUCUCCUUCCUGCGCAUGCACCGAGCCGUCGCCCCAGGCGGCGGGGGCGUAACACCGCAAGCAACGAAGCACUUCGAGGCGCUGGCGAAGAGUCUAGCCGCGCUGCACGGGCUGGACUACGUGACGCCGGCGCUGGUGGGGUUAGCGGCGAAGAAGGCGUACGCGCACCGCAUACGCAUUACGUCGGUGGAGAAGGAGAGGAGUUUGCAGUGGGGGAGCGAGGUUGGUGCCGUGGAGGCGUUGUUGGAGGGCGUGGAUGCGGAGUAUGUUAUUGAGGAUGUGUUGGGGAUGGUUGAGGCGCCGUUGUAGGGGGUGGUGGGGAGGUGUUGAUACCCUGAGUUUUAUGUAUAUACUAGAACUAGAGCGAGCGUGUUGAAUUAGGGGUUGGUAAUGGUAGUAACGAAAAGCUUGUUUAAAGGCAUUUCAUAACCUCACUGGAUGUAUAUGUAUAUCAUGUGUCUUGUUCGUAAUUUUGUGUAUGAUUCGCAUUAUCUAACCUAACG